AUGAGAAGACAGAAUUUCAAUUCAAUGAAAAGAUUAAAUUACUCGUCGCGAUUGCAAUAUUUGAAGAUACUAGUAAUAAUUCCUCUAGUGCUCUUACUUAUUAACGUUUCGUUGAUCAGGAUAACCGACGCGGUGAAAUGCGUAAAUUGGGCAGAUUUGGUGAUCCCCAUUGGCGGAGACGGCACGUUCCUCCUAGCCUCCAAGUUGAUCAAAGACAACACAAAGCCUGUGUUCGGUAUCAAUCCCAGUGUCUCCGGCGGAACUAGCAUUUUUACGCUUCCAUCCAAGUACGCAGUGGAUAUCGAGGGCAUAUUUGAAAAACUCCAUUCAGGAGAAUACACGUUAUUGAUGCGGAGUCGCAUACGAACUGUAAUGAAUGGGGAGGGACUUUACAGACGACCUUUUCACAUACACGAGAAGGGUCGUAAACAAGGAGAGAGAAGAGUCGAAGCUCUUAUACGAUCGACGCAGAGCAAAAUAGCAGACGCUCUUCAGCCACGUCAAAGAACUUUGCCUUGGUUAGCACUGAACGAAGUAUUCAUGGGAGAAUUUUUGGCAGCGAGACCGAUAACGUUGGUUGUCCAAGUCGAAGAUCAGGAGUCGCAUACGAUCCGAUCUUCGGGUAUAUGCGUGUGCACUGGCUCGGGCUCGCGGUCCUGGUACAAAUCUAUGAACCAUCGACCCCCAGAUACCGUUCAGAAAAUCGUUGAACUAGCCACGGGUAAGAAAUUGAACCAAGAGGAAACCAGCGAUUUAUUGGUCAAAUACCACCGAGCACUCUUGUACCCUCCAGAAGAUCCACGAAUGACGUACAUGAUACGCGAGAUAAUUCGUGCGUCGCGUUCCACGGGGUGUUGUCCAGAUUCACGAAAGUGCAAAAAACUGACAGUGAAAUCCUGCGGCUUUGACGCUGGCCUGAUAAUAGACGGAAGCAUUUCUUUGCCGUUCAACGAUGGAACGUCCGCCUCUUUCCAGAUCAAACCUGAGGACUCUCUUAAGCAAAUCGUUGUAACGUAAUACCUACUCGUUCAGUACUAGCGAUACUAAGAUGGAAUUCUUCAAACAAAAUGAAAAUAUUAUCAACAAAAUUCUAGUUCAGGUAUAUUUUAAAGUACUAGUGUAUGUAUUCUUGUUCUUUGUUUAUGAGUGCAUUGUAAGAAAUGCUUGUGUGGGAACGAACGUUAUCGGUUUCUUGAAGUGUUCAUUUUCAAAGAGUAUUUAUUUAAUCAAUUCCUUUACGUUCGAUCAUGACUCUACAAUAGGAAGGAAGUAAUUCAAUAUACGUAUUAAAAAAAUUCCUUUCAGUCAAACUCAUAAGUAUUCAUACCCUCUUUAUCUAUUAAAGAAGUUUGUCUAAAUUAAAUAAUAGGCUUGAUGUUUCUAAAUAAAUUAUUUCACAUUUUUGAGAAAAUCUUCCGCAAUAAAAUUGUGUACAUUUCUUUCAAUAAAAAAAAAAUAAUAAUAAUAAUUAAAAAAGCAAUACUCCCUUUAAUAAACAGAAUCGGACAAAUUCCACACUCGAACUCUCUCCUCAUAAACUAUUCACACUCCGAAUUCGACGACCAUACCGUAUAUCUUAUCGUUGCUUCGAGACUUGUCUGGCCAGUUGAUGCGCAAUUCUUCUUUCAUGAAAAAUGCGAGAACCAAGGGGCAGCAUUUUCUUGCGCAAUCUCCCAAGUUCCAGCGUCGAUACAGUAGGAUUUCUUAUUUAUCCCUGAUGGAGAGGGCGCGAGGCAAAGUAAGAAAUAAUUGCGCGCGUUUGUUCCGAAAAUGAAAGUAGUCAAGGGCGAAAAGAUACGAGGGGCCGCUUAUUCGGUAGCAAAGGGCAACUUGCGCUCUCUUUCUGCGAUAACUGAGAGGGUGGGUUACCUUUCCAGCUCAGUUUCCCGUUUUCUUGCAAGGAGGGCAGCUACGUCCAGACUUCCAUUAACCCCGUAAUUUCGGUUUCGGCUGAACCGCAGACACGCCGACCUUCGAGAUCAGGUGUUUAUGCGAGAUAGUUGUGUUGGAAUAUACAAGCGGAGAUACUCGCGCGUUCUACGAUAUGUACAGGGUGGUUUGCUUAUUGCGAUGCUCAAAUUUACACUUCGUGAUUUAGAAUCAUAGACAGAGGUAAUGAAACUUCGUUGCAGUAAAUGUUAGAGUAUUCAGAAAAAUAAUUUGUAAUUUUAGGCUUUUUGGUUCGUGUAGGAACUAUAGAUACUUGCUGAUGGAAGAUUAGUUUCGCUUGUAAUUGGCUUCAAUUUAGCGUCAAUUAAACGUAGAACACAGAACUCGACGACGCACCCUAUGUAUAUAAUGUUGCUCGAGGUCUCUAGCUAAGUGCACUGUUUUCGUACUCCACUGAGCAC
Messenger RNA from Hylaeus volcanicus, 2351 nucleotides. Its product is annotated as NAD kinase 2, mitochondrial-like. Gene Ontology annotation, molecular function: NAD+ kinase activity. Gene Ontology annotation, cellular component: mitochondrion. The transcript is spliced from 5 exons. Lineage: Eukaryota; Metazoa; Arthropoda; Insecta; Hymenoptera; Colletidae. The record is from RefSeq and is a predicted model, not a curated record. Gene Ontology annotation, biological process: NAD+ metabolic process; NADP+ biosynthetic process. Bases 1 to 1017 code for a protein of 338 amino acids.